Messenger RNA from Prorocentrum cordatum, 937 nucleotides. Lineage: Eukaryota; Dinophyceae; Prorocentrales; Prorocentraceae. The record is from the annotation of a GenBank genome assembly.
CUCGAGGGGGUCUGGGACCCCCGGCGUGGCCUGCCCGCUGUGGCGCACGGGCCCUCCCGCGCCGCGUGCUGUCGCCAUGGCCGCGGGCGCCGCGGACGCAGCAGCGGGUGGAGUGCCCAAGGAGGAGGAGGAGGUGCAGCCAAUCGUCAAGCAGCCCGAGGAGAUGACGCAGCAGGAGCGCUCCGACUUCGCCUUGAGGUGCAAGGAGGUGGGCAACCGUGGCUUCAAGGCUGGCGAGUGGGACUACGCGAUCCUGUCCUACCAGGAGGGCCUCAGAUACCUGCAGUACGCGCCGCACGACGCCGAGUUCCAGCCAGAUCGCUCCUUCGACCACGGAGGCGAGGCGGGCCUGGCGAGGGACAUGGCGCUGGCCGUCGACCUCUACAACAAUCUUUGCCACCGAACUGUCCGCGGCGCUGCUGAGCGCGGGCGAAGCGCGGCGCGCUCUGGACUGCUGCACGGAGGCGCUGCGGCUGGACGCUGGCAGCCAGAAGGCGCUCUUCCGGCAGGCCAAGGUCUGCCUGGCGCUCGGAGAGUACGACCGCGCCUCCGAGGCUGCCCAGGCGUUGCUGAAGGCCGCGCCCGGUAGCGUGGAGGCGCUGCAGCUCGCCCGCGCGGCGGAGGCGGGCGAGAGGAGAGCGAAGCAGCAGGAGAAGGCGCUGUUCGCCAAGAUGCUCGGCUGACCAGCCCCCGCGCCGCCCAGGGCGGGGUCGGUGCGCGGCCCCCUUCCGGGCCCUGCGGCCACGGGGCGGAGGCUUUCAGAGGGCCCCGCGGAUUGUCGCGGCAGCAGCGUGGGGGAGGGAUCGCAGUCCGAGCAUAUGCCGUGCCUGCCUUAGCCACCUCUCAGUCUCAUCCAACCACCGCUUCAAGUUGCCAAUUUUCGCAGUGUAACUCAGAACGCGUCUUGCUCCGACUCCCCUCCCCCCGCGCGCCAGGC